AUGAACAUGCAAUGGUCCAAUAGAUUCAUUUUCGAGACUUUCAUAGAAUUCAGCAUUAGUUGGAUUGUUUUCAGCUUCAGCUAUGCUCACACAAUCUGUAAAGUCUGUUAUAUUUGGCUUGGAAACACAAUAUGUAUUACCUUCCUUCAUCCAAUAAGAAUUCCAACACUGAAGUGUCAAUUCAUUAUGUCUAUUCCAAUCCUUGAAUUCCUCCAUGGUGAUAUUAUAAAUUUCACAAAUUUCUUCACAGGUGAUAUAAUCUUUUUCAAGUGUAUACGAAUCACAGAAGUAUUCAGGAUGUUCAAAGAUACAAAUUGGAUAUGCCCCACAAUCACUAUAAUCAGGUUGACUUAUACAGAUCUGAUCACCUUCUGUAAACAUACUACAAUAGUAGUUGUCCAGGUAGCUCAGGUAUUCACUAAUGGGCCAAUUGUAAUCCACUAA
Molecule: messenger RNA, 444 nt
Organism: Candida tropicalis MYA-3404
Lineage: Eukaryota; Fungi; Ascomycota; Pichiomycetes; Serinales; Debaryomycetaceae
Exons: 1
Coding region: 1-444 (147 amino acids)
Source: RefSeq, a predicted model, not a curated record